Molecule: messenger RNA, 1614 nt
Organism: Manduca sexta (tobacco hornworm)
Lineage: Eukaryota; Metazoa; Arthropoda; Insecta; Lepidoptera; Sphingidae
Exons: 3
Coding region: 6-1064 (352 amino acids)
Molecular function (GO): DNA binding
Source: RefSeq, a predicted model, not a curated record
UACAGAUGGCGCCACCAAAAUACAUAGUCGUUAAGUUUUUGGAUAAGAAAGAUGGAGAUAACUUCGCAUUCGUGCCCGAGUCGUGGGUGGAAGCAGAUCGGCCCACAGACAACACAAUAGUAAUUUAUUAUCCUACUGAAGAUAAAAUAGCAAUAGAAAAUCGCGUUAAAAACAACGAGCAACCGAGGGCCGAUUGGAACCAAUAUUUGUGCGAACUGCUACAUACGACCAAUCGCUACGGCGACGCGAAAAUAGACACAAUGAAAAAAAAUUUAGAGGCAAAGGAAAAGCCAGCAGCCAAAAACGAAGGUGUGAAGGGAGAGAAGCGAAGAUGCACACUUUCGUCAAACUCCGCUUCAAAGCAGUCAAAACUUCCUACCAUUAACAAUGCACACACCACCGUACAACCAAUCGAUGAACCUCAAUAUGCAACGAUAUUGAAUCCAUCACCACACGUCGUUGGACCUAUGGUGAACUUCUUCAUUCCCAUCGGAGAUUUCGUGUGUAACCUUCAAGUACCAACGCAACUGCUGGACUUAGCCAAUGAGUACACAAAACCUGGCAGUGCCUGUAACACUGCAAAGAAAGAAGGUCCAAAUAUUGCCUUAAAGCAGCAAACAAAAAUUGAUGAAUACGUAGGCAAAACGGUAAAAAUGAACGAAUCGAAUAUGAUGUCCAGUGAUCCAGAUCACGAAGGCACGAGGUGGACGCUGAGACAUCCGCGUCCAGGCCGGGGGCUCGUGGAGCUCUGUGAUAACAGUAAAGUGUACGUGAAUGGCGACCAGCUCCGAAGGUAUACGGCAGCAGCAGCAACAAGCAGGAACCUCGUUCGUACACUUCUCUCUCUCGUUUUCACCGACGAAGCUCUGUCUAUCUGUACUUUGACAAGAAAGAAGAGUCAAUUAGAUAUGGAAGCGGUCUACGCUAUGUUUAAGUAUGUGGGUAAUGUCGGAAGUCAGAGGAAGUGGGGUGACGUCGAUAUUCAAUAUUUGAACGAAUGCGUACGCCAGAAACUGCAGGAAAUAAGGCGGCGUACGACCACGAAAAGCUACACACAGGGAUAAUGGGAGUGCUUGCAGGGGAAGGACCCUCAUCAAUUGGUAACCCGAUAUUCUUAAGCCUGAAGUGCCAUGUAGUGGUCACCUGGCAGGGUUUCUCAAUUGAGAUACGCCUAAAGUCCCCCCUGGUGGGAGGGAAUGUGCCCAAGAGAUUCUAAAAAAGUUGCCAAGUGUAAAGCAACCAAAGUCCUAAGUCUGACUUGACUUGCUUGAUCGAUUAUUCCCGUACGUCGAAACUUAAAUGAAUUAACAAUGGGUUUUAUAUUUAAUCUGACAGUGAUAAAACUAAUAAUUGUUUGUGUGUUCUCAUGAGAGUGGCGAGGUUCUGCUAUUUGAUAUGUAACUAGUUAAUGGGUAUAUGAUAUAAUUACUUAAUGGGUUCGCAGUUAUCUGACAACUUUAACAGGGGUUCGUGAAGCCUAAAGCUUGAGGAACCCUCACCUACCGCAUUAGCAGUAGAAUAUAAUAUAUAAAUAAUAAUAUCAGCCCUGUAUUAUAUACUGUCCCACUGUUGGGCACGAGCCUCCUCUACUACUGAGAAGGAUUAGGCCUUAGU